Messenger RNA from Serinus canaria (Common canary), 483 nucleotides. Its product is annotated as zinc finger protein 397-like. The record is from RefSeq and is a predicted model, not a curated record. Lineage: Eukaryota; Metazoa; Chordata; Aves; Passeriformes; Fringillidae. Bases 1 to 483 code for a protein of 160 amino acids. Gene Ontology annotation, molecular function: DNA-binding transcription factor activity, RNA polymerase II-specific; RNA polymerase II cis-regulatory region sequence-specific DNA binding. Gene Ontology annotation, biological process: regulation of transcription by RNA polymerase II. The transcript is spliced from 2 exons. Gene Ontology annotation, cellular component: nucleus.
AUGGAGACCAGGGAGGACAAAUCCCCACAGCAGAACCUUGUGGAAGAGAAGCCCUACAAGUGCCUGGAGUGUGGGAAGAGCUUCAGGCAGAGCAGCGACCUGAUCUGCCACCAGAUGAUUCACACAGGGGAAUGGCCCUAUGACGGGGAGAAGCCCUACGAGUGUCCCGAGUGUCAGAAGAGGUUUCACCUCAGGUCCCUACUCCUCCAGCACCAGCAGAUUCACACGGAUGAGAGGCCCUUCCACUGCCCUGACUGCGGGAAGGGCUUCAAGCAAAACUCCCACCUCGUCAGGCACCGGAGCAUCCAUGCUGGGGAGAGGCCCUGUGACUGCCCCACAUGUGGGAAGAGGUUUCAGAGCAGCUGCCAUCUCCACCUGCACCAGCAGAUUCACACAGAUGAGAGGCCCUUCCACUGCCCCGACUGUGGGAAGGGCUUCAAGCAAAACUACAACCUCGUCAGGCACCGGCGCAUCCACACCUAG